This is a messenger RNA of Athalia rosae (coleseed sawfly), 2916 nucleotides long. Its product is annotated as lactosylceramide 4-alpha-galactosyltransferase-like. Gene Ontology annotation, molecular function: alpha-1,4-N-acetylgalactosaminyltransferase activity. Gene Ontology annotation, biological process: glycosphingolipid biosynthetic process. NCBI's taxonomy places the organism in Eukaryota, Metazoa, Arthropoda, Insecta, Hymenoptera, Athaliidae. Bases 824 to 1888 code for a protein of 354 amino acids. The record is from RefSeq and is a predicted model, not a curated record. The transcript is spliced from 5 exons.
CAUUUUUCGCGAAGACGACUCGCCAUCUUUUCGGGGCUGCAUUCGACCCCCGAAUUCGAAAAGGUUGUCGAGUAGAGCCCGGGAAAUUCACCCCAUCUAUUUCAAGUACAGAUCCAAUACAUACGUGGAAGUAUCAUAGAUAUUCGACCGCGUCUCCCCAAUGGGAAAGGGAGCCCGCGCUGUGCUGCAGAUGCUGACAGACUCCAAAAUCGUGGAGCACAAGCACCCCGCGUAUUAUUACAACGUGUACAUGUAUAUAUAAUAUUUAAAUCGCACAAUGCAAAUAAAUCAACAACAACAGCAACGACGAGAACAACGGGUAGGGGGAAUAAAUAAAUAUAUGAGAAAAUAAAUUUCACACAAAAAUUCAUCCGUAUCGUUGAAAUAUUUUUCAUAUUAUACACUCCGUUAAUUUAUCAAUAACGUUCGUCGCAAUCACAAUUUACUUUGUUACUAUUUUUUUUUCCUUCAAUUUUCUCUCAUAUAUGUGCGUUUUUCACGUGAGACCCGGGGAGAAGUAUUUAAUUAAAGUUCGACCAUCCCCUAAAUUUAUUUGAUCAUUUAUUAUUAUUUUUACAAUUUGUUUCAUUUUACCGCAAAGCAUAUCACAUGUAAAAAAUAUGUUCACGAUUUAAACGAUUCAAGCAGGCUGCCAAUGAUUUCGAAAUUUUAUUAACGAUGAUCGUGAGGUGAAGAAAAAAAUAUUGUGAAACCUUAAAAAAUCAGUGUUCAAAAAUGAAAUAAACCAAACGGAUUAGAAAAAAAUGUCCAAGCAUUAGCUGACGAACGGAUAUUGAACAUGGUAUAGAAUAAAUAACGUAAAAUGAAGAAACGACUGGUACUAGGAUUUGCCUGCGCUAUUUUUCUUUUUAUUAUUGUGAUGUCAAGUGACACGGAUAUCAUGCAAAGGCUUACACCUUUCCUGGGAUAUCCUCAGGAAAGAGACAUAUCAUGCUAUGAGGAAUUGCCCAGCAAUAUCGAUGGAAUCGAAGAACUUGAAAAUGAAAGAGAAUCUGAAACUCCGGCCGGUGGGAGAAAUAUAUUUUUCCACGAGACCUCGUGUUUUGGGGAAGAAGGUGCAGUUUUAAACGCAAGACAGGCGUGCGCCGUUGAAUCGGCGGCGAAGAUGAAUCCAAAAAUGACGAUUUACCUGCUGUUCGUGAGCCCGGUUAAAUUUUCAAACGCAUCAAAAGAAAUCGUGAGGCAACUGACGUCCUACGAUAAUAUCAGAAUACGACAUAUCUUGAUGGAAAAGUAUACGAAAGGGACACCGCUCGAAGAAUGGUACGCGAGCGAUAUAUUGAAAAAGAGUUUAUGGCCCCGAAGUCACAUGUCGGAUAUACUCAGAUAUCUGACACUGUGGAAAUACGGUGGAAUUUAUUUGGACCUAGAUGUGGUGGUGAUGACUUCUCUGGAGGGUUUUACGAAUUUCGCCGGUGCCGAAGACUGGGAAGAUGUCGCCGCGGGUGUUCUGGGCUUCGGAACCACGGGUUUGGGCAGAAGAAUGGCCGAUGCUUGUCUCAGAGAUUUGAAAACCAAUUUCCGAGGCGAUGUUUGGGGCAACAAUGGCCCCGGCGUAAUUACUAGAACCCUGCAAAAAAUUUGCGCUACAAAAUACGCACGCGAUAUGAACACCGUGAGGUGUCACGGUUUCACCGUUCAUCCACCAUCGGCGUUUUACCCGAUUCCUUACAAAAAAUGGAAACGUUAUUUCGAAAAGAAGAACAAAAACGCGACGAUGAAACUACUGGAGAAAUCGCGUGCCAUUCACGUCUGGAAUAAAUUGAGCAGAAAUGAAAAUGUCACCGUAGGAAGUCAAGUUCCUUACGGUUUGAUUGCUCAAAAAUAUUGUCCUAAGGUUUACAAGCACUGCGGUAAGAUUUUUUAAUAGGUGAUCUGGGUGUAGCUCCUACUGAAAUAAAUUAGACUUCGACAGCGGAGACGAAAUAUAAUAUCAAAUAUUAUACGUACGAAAUUUAAAUCAUGAUCACAUUUCGACGCUGCGACUUUGAAAAUAGAAGCAUUUUAUGAGAGAAAAACAAAAAAAUAGUAAGCGAAUAAUAGAUUUUUCAAACACGUUUUUGAAACGGUAUUUCUGUGUUGACUUUAGGUAACAACAAUAAAAGUAAAUACCUAAUAAUAAUUUAAUAUAUUUAUUACCUAAUAAUUAUGUAAGGUAAAUAAAAUCAUAUCUUCAAUCGCAUAUGAAAUGCUGUAAUUUUAUUGUACGUAUUAUUUAUUAUAUUUGGGGAUAUUAUACGCGAAAGAAUGUAUAAAAAUUCCAAUCGUAAUUUUGAAAAAUAUAUAAAUAUAUUUAUUAAAAAUCCGCCAUUAAAAAAGCAAAGAAAUUUUAUACAUAAUCAAGGAGAUAAUCAUAUCGAGAACAAAAAAAAAAAAAAAACCAGACCAAUAAUAUUUAGUGCGAAGGAAUUUUUACUUUCCAAAAAAAAAAAAAUAUCUGUUAAGAAAAAGCCGACAGGAUUUCAUAUAGAUUAACAAUAUCCGCGUUGAUGGGGAAGCUCAAAUUAUUACAAUGAAAAAAAAAGCAUUAAGACGAAGCAAGAAAGAAAAAAUUGGGCUCAAGAGAUUGUUUGACAAUUAAUUAUUGUUUGUAUAAUAUGUAUAUCUAUAUUACCUUGUGAUAUUUAUAAUGAAUGUAAAAGUAAUUGAUAAAUUAAUAAGAAAAUAAGAACAUCACCAUAUCGAUUUUCAGCAGACUUAAAAACGCUGCUCACAGAUAUCAAAUUUGAACAAUAACGAGUUGUAUUCUCGAUGUAACCAGAUUACAGAGAGAAAAAAAAUCGUUUGAUGAAAACGGUAAAACUAUACACAAUUUUUAUAAUGUUACCACUUUUAUGUACCUAUAUCCACGGAUGCUAUAAAUAUGUAAAAAUAAAAUGCGUAUCAUACAAUUUA